Amborella trichopoda is the source of this 1732-nucleotide messenger RNA. The record is from RefSeq and is a predicted model, not a curated record. NCBI's taxonomy places the organism in Eukaryota, Viridiplantae, Streptophyta, Magnoliopsida, Amborellales, Amborellaceae.
CGUUCAUUGCAGGCUGUUUUAAGGAAUUCUCAUUCCAUUCUCCCCUUGUUUCAAAUUUGAAACUAGAACAGAAAAGAAUAAAAGUAUAUGUGUAACUAACAGAGCUUUAGGAAAAGGAGCUGAUCAAGAUGCUUCUUGUAACCUCCUCUCUCUGUGCAGGAAAUAAAUACUCUGUAUUUGGGGUACGGUUCUUAAAGUUUCAGAGAUCCAAAAGGAUACACCUUGCAUUGAUCAAGAGUUUGACUGUAUGCUCAAGCAGUUCUACAAAUAAUGCCUCUUUUUCUUCUGCAAUUAAGUUAGUUGAUGCACAAGUUCUGUACUGUUUGGCACCUGCCUUGGGCCAUAACCAGGAAUCUCACCCGGAAUGCAAUUCUAGACUUUCAGCAAUUGCAAAUGCUCUUGACAAAAUGAAGCUUUCAUCAAAGUAUCGUGGUGGAGACGUUUUGGAAAUUACAAAUUGGAGGCCUGCUUCCUUUGAUGAAAUUACGAGUGUUCAUACAACAACUUAUGUAAAUGGUCUAGAGAAGGCUAUGGAGAAGGCUUCCCAAGAAGGUAUUGUGUUCAUAGAUGGAUCUGGACCAACCUAUGCGACUUCAACUACAUUUCAAGAGUCCUAUGUUGCUGCUGGUGCAGGAAUUACACUGAUCGAUUCUAUUGUAAGUUUUGCAAAAGCGAAAGCAGAUAUACCUGUUGGUUUUGCAUUGGUUCGGCCUCCAGGUCACCAUGCUAUUCCAAAAGGCCCAAUGGGAUUCUGUGUCUUUGGAAAUGUUGCCAUAGCAGCUCGGCAUGCUCAGCGUGUGCAUGGACUCAAGCAAGUAUUUAUUAUCGACUUCGAUGUUUAUCAUGGGAAUGGAACAAAUGAUGCCUUCUAUGAAGACCCAGAUAUUUUUUUCCUUUCAACUCAUCAGGAUGGGAGCUAUCCUGGCACUGGUAAAAUUGAGGAGGUUGGGUCAGGAGAUGGUGAGGGGGCAACAUUAAAUCUGCCCCUACCAGGAGGCUCUGGUGAUUUUACCAUGCGGACUGUAUUUGAUGAAGUCAUUUUACCAUCAGCACAAAGAUUUAAACCAGAUAUAAUUCUGGUCUCAGCAGGGUUUGAUGCCCAUGUUUUGGAUCCUCUUGCUGGUCUACAGUUUACAACAAGCACAUACUACAUGCUUGCUUCAAGCAUUCAGCAACUAGCGAGAGAUCUUUGUGGGGGAAGGUGUGUAUUUUUCCUUGAGGGUGGAUAUAAUCUCCAAUCUCUCUCCUACUCUGUUGCUGAUACAUUUCUUGCCUUCUUGGGUGAACCAAGCAUAUCUUCGAAUUUCGAUGACCCUGCCAUUCUAUACGAAGAGCCAUUGGUCAGGGUCAGAGAAGCAAUUCAACGGGUCAAGCAUAUGCACUCCCUUUAGAACCUGUUCAUUUUUAAAGGAGAGUAUAGUAUGACAAUUAUAUCCUCUGUGUAUACUACAAAAGAGAUUGUAAUAUCUGGUCCUUCGACUGAGUUCAACAAGGAGAUCAUCUUCUAUGUGUCAUAUUGAAAUACAUUUUGCACUUCCUCAUGCAAAGACCUCAAGAGGUUUUCUAUUUUUUAUCUAAACUUUUGGCAUCUACUUUAGAAUCAGAAGUAUUUUUGAAAUAUAACAAAUAAUGAUUUGUAGUUCUUAAAUCCAAAAAUUGGAUGGUGUAUGUUCAUCCUUGUGAUGUUACAUUGAUAUGGCAGAAAAUAUCAAAAUUUUCCUUUUUGCUUUUU